GUAUCAUAAACAAUGUUUAAAAACAACAACUUUGUCUGCGUUGAAUACAUUUGACCAGUAACAUACUAACGUUCGAUAAUCUUCAAAGCGACAUUGUGUGAGGUCCCAACAGAAACGAUACGAUUGGUUCACGAAGACUCCAAGUGUACAAUCUCUCACAUUUUUUAAAUGAAGCAGUUAGCUCAUAGCACCGAGGUGCUAAAGCUUGUCAGUAUAUUGUUCAGUCCCUCGAUUUCCACAGCCAUGCAACUUAUCCCGGUGUUUGAAGCUCAAGAGAAGCCCAAACAAGGAAUAUGGUAUUCCUUGGUACCCAGCGGGAGGUCCCCGAGUGUGAGCGUGGGACACACCUGCACCUACUGGCCUGAGGAUGGAGGGAAAGGAAGGAUCCUCAUAGUUGGGGGAGCAAAUCCUGGCGGCAGCUUCUCACAUACACACGCCAUAAAUCUGGAGUAUCUCGAAUGGGACGCGUUGCCUUGGGAGGGUCUGAAGGCUCGAUAUGAGCACUGCACAUUUGUCCCUGGGAGCCCACCACAGAGCUUAUGGGUAUUUGGGGGCGCGGAGCAGAGCGGCAACCACAACUGCAUCCAGAAAAUAAAUGUAGCAGAAAGCAAGGCCCACUGGGAGGACGUCACAGUAACGGGUGAGCCCCCAAGUCCGAGGACGUAUCACACCAACUCGGCCUGUGUGGGUAGCUCAUUAUACGUGUUUUCUGGUGGGGAAGUUGGAGCAUCACCUGUCUCUGACCAAAAACUAUAUGUCUUCGAUACCGUGUCUUCCACCUGGACGCAGCCAGAAACACAAGGCGCACAGCCGCCAGUCCGACACGGACACGUUAUAGUGACUGCAGGCUUAAAGAUCUACAUUCAUGGCGGCAUGGCGAACGACGAUUUCUUGGAUGAUAUGUACUCUCUUGAUUUAAAUAAUAUGACAUGGGAGUUGGUGCAGCCCGAAGGAGACGUUCCACCUGGGGUGGCAGCCCACUCGGUCGUGGCGCUGGGCAACAACAUCUACAUCCUCGGUGGGCUGACUGCUAACGGAGCCAGCAAUGCCAUGUAUACAUUCAACAUAGAAAAAAAGUCAUGGACCCUAAUGAAAUUUGAGGGGGAUUCGCCCCCAAACCGUCUGGAUCACUGCAUGUGUUUGGUACCGUGGAAGGUGGAGGCUGUGGGAGAUGACGAUGGGGUUCAAACAGCCUCUCCAGCUCCCGCUCCAGCUCCAGCUCCAGCUCCAGCUCCCGCUCCAGCUCCCGCGACAGCUCCCGCUCCAGCGACAGCUCCCGCUCCAGCGACAGCUCCCGCUCCCGCGACAGCUCCCGCUCAAGCGACAGCUCCCGCUCCAGCGACAGCUCCCGCUCCAGCGACAGCUCCCGCGACAGCUCCCGCUCGAGCGACAGCUCCCGCUCCAGCUCCAGCUCCAGCUCCAGCUCCCGCUCCAGCUCCCGCGACAGCUCCUGCUCCAGCGACAGCUCCCGCUCCAGCGACAGCUCCCGCUCCAGCGACAGCUCCCGCUCAAGCUCCAGCUCCCGCGACAGCUCCCGCGACAGCUCCCGCUCGAGCGACAGCUCCCGCUCCAGCUCCCGCGACAGCUCCCGCUCGAGCGACAGCUCCCGCUCCAGCGACAGCUCCCGCUCCAGCUCCAGCUGCCGCUCCCGCUCCAGCUCCAGCUGCCGCUCCCGGUCCAGCGCCUGCUCCCGCUCCCGCUCCCGCUCCAGCUCACGCUCCAGCUCCCGCUCCCGCUCCUGCUCCAGCUCCAGCACCAGCUCCCGCGCCCGCUCCAGCAGAGACAAUACACUUGGCUUUUGUAUUCGGUGGGAUGGACGCACAGGGCGUCAUACACAACGACUGCAUCGUAACCGUGGUGACAUGAUGCACCGUAGAAGAAAUAAAAAGUGAACGCAA
Molecule: messenger RNA, 1898 nt
Organism: Phyllopteryx taeniolatus (common seadragon)
Lineage: Eukaryota; Metazoa; Chordata; Actinopteri; Syngnathiformes; Syngnathidae
Product: rab9 effector protein with kelch motifs-like
Exons: 8
Coding region: 169-1866 (565 amino acids)
Molecular function (GO): protein binding
Source: RefSeq, a predicted model, not a curated record